Molecule: messenger RNA, 2599 nt
Organism: Camponotus floridanus (Florida carpenter ant)
Lineage: Eukaryota; Metazoa; Arthropoda; Insecta; Hymenoptera; Formicidae
Product: FK506-binding protein 15
Exons: 13
Coding region: 260-2476 (738 amino acids)
Source: RefSeq, a predicted model, not a curated record
UUGCACGCGCACGCGCUAACCACAUAUGGUCCAUCCCCUUCAUAACCUGAUCUAAAACCUGUCAAGAGCUUAGUAGUAAAUGUGCCAAGUAACUUAUUCGAAUUGGAAGCACUUUCAAAAAAGAAAAAAAUAGACAAAACUACGAAAUACGAUUUUUGACAUAGCAAGUGGCGAUUUUUGCAGCAAGUAACGAGAUGUCAUAUCGGAGUAUAUUGUUUUAUUACACGUGUGAUUAAAGCGCAUUGAAGUUUCUUUAAUCAUGAGCGCGCAGAAUCAGUUACCAAAUCUUGACAAGAUCUUCCGAGAUGACGACGAGGCUGACUUUGUGCCUUCAGGAGGAUCUAAUUUGGCUGCCAUUUUUGGACUACAAUCAAAACCUGCAGAUUCCACUAAACAAACGGCUUUUAAAAAGAAUAAUACUCGAUAUAACAUACAACAAACUGUGCCAUCUUCUAAGACAGAAAUCCUAAUAGCUAAAGCUGUACAUGCUUUUAAAUUACAAAAUGGUCAAUACACUUCUGUUGGAAAACUUGGUAUAGCAUUGACAGGCAAUGUAACAACAAGGCUAUAUCAAAUAAUUUUAUACAAAACUAAACAAGAAUAUGUAUCUAUUGCUACAGUGACACGUGAUUUUUUGUAUACUGUACAAGCAAAUAAUUAUGCCAGUUAUUACGAUAACAACAAUGAAAAUUGGUCUAUUUUAUUUGAGAGUAAUGAGAGCUAUUUAGAGUUUGCAAUAGAAAUGGGAUUAACACGUUAUUUUGCAAUACAAGAGAAAGGAGAAAAUGUAAUUUAUCAAGAUCUGAUACCAGCAAAUAAUAAAGAUAUAACUGCAAAAGAAGGAGAUAAUAUAUGUAUUAAAUAUUUUGUGGGAACUGAGAUAGUACAACCUUUUAAGAUAAAUUUUGUAAUGUCACAAAUGAUGACUGUAGAAAUAUCAACAGAUGACAAUUGGGAGAGAGUUCUUCUGGGCAGUGGCAAAGGCCUGAAAAGAGUUUUGUUUUUACCUCCUAGCAAACAGAUUAGUUUAGGUCCUGGAUUCCCCAAAGAGAAAGAUAUUAUGCUGAUAAUAGAAAUAACUGACAUAAGAAUACCAGAAGAAAAUCUGCCUACACUUAAAACUUCAACAAGUGGAAAAGCUUCCAUAAUAUCAAGAAUGGCUAAAAUGGGUCAACCUAUCUUACCAAAAAUGACUCUACCUUCCACUACUGAUUCUGAAGAUACUGAAGAUGAUAUACCUCAAAGAUCUCCUCGUCACAAAAAGAUUGAGCAAUUGGAAGGAACUUUGCAAAAGAAGAAUUUGUUGCACGAAUCACCGGAAGAAAAGAAAGCCACUCACAAAGUUGUGGAGUCAAGAACUGAAGUGCCUUCUGUACACUCUAGUACUUACAAGCCAAUAGUUGCUGCAUCUCCAGUAACACCGCAAUGGACUCCUCCAUAUUUCGCUGGACAUUAUGUAACAAUGGACAAUCAGAUGUAUCCUGUACAACAAACUGUAAAUCGUACAGUACCAGCCGCUCUAGAUCCUGGAAUCAACAUGUUGUUAUCGGAAACAAGGAUAACAAAUGCGGAAAUACGAAUGGGGAUGUCCAAAAUAUCUGACAAUGUCCAAAAAUUACUGGAUAAGUUCCAUGCACUUGAGCUUCAAAAUGCAAUAACUCCUACAACAAGUGAUAAAGCAACUCUGGACGCCUCUUGGAAAAUGUUUCUAGCUCUUAAUGCUUCUCAAGCAGGAGUAAAAGAAAAUGAAUUAUCAAAAAGUACUGAUAAAAAUAUAUCAAAUGAGAAAAUGUUGGAAGCGCAGAACAGAAUAAGUGCUUUGGAAAAUAAUUUAAAAAAAUCAGAAGAGGAGAAAGAAUCAUUGUUGCAAAUUAAUAAGGAUAUGAACAAAAAACUUCAAGAAUUAGAAACAAAACUAAAUAAUACAAAUGAUGAGUUGAAAAAAACCAAAGAAGCCUUAGAAGAAGCUAAAGAUACAAUUAAACAAUGUAAAGAAAAAAAUGUUAGUUUAGAAAAUAGACUUUCUAAUAAAGAACACAUUUUCCAAGUUGAUUCAACAUCUUUCAGACAAAAAGAUACUAAGAAAAAAAACAGAGAAAUUAAGCAAAUAAUGAAUAAAACAUAUCAUACAUUAUCAGAAAGAUUUGCAGAUGAUUCAUGUUCUGAAUUAUCCUUUGAUUAUGUGAAGUCAACUAUUGCAAGCACAAUAAAGCAUAUCACUUUACAAGUAUUGUAUGAAGACUCUGAUGAAGAAGAUAUAGAAUCUAAGCUAAAUAAGAAUGUAGAUUCCACAAUUAAAGCUGUUAGCGAACAACAAACUGAUAAACAAAUAGAGAGGAUAUCAAAUGUAUCUAGUGAUAACAAUCUCUCGAUAAAAAGAACAGAGACUUCAAAACCUACCACAAUCAUUCCUGCAUUUGAAAAUGAACCACCACCUGUUCCACUUGAUAGUAUUGAUGAAGUUGAUAGCGAUUAACUAACUGGUUGACCUCAAAAAGGUUGACCUUUUAAUUUGCAAAUAUAUAUAUACGUUUAAAAUAUACGUAGUUUCUAAUACAUACUUUUAUUUUCACAAGUUUCUUUAUAUUAUUAAAUUCAA